CUGCCUCAUCCGUACAGCAAGUUAUCAAUUAUAUAACAUAAUCUUAUAAAAGAGAAAGCUAAAACUUGAAAAAAGGCAGCUGAUAGGAUACUUUAAUGAGUAAGACGAGUUACAUAAUGGGUGAAAAUGGAUCAUAGAGAGGAGUAGUGUGCAGUUGCCAGGGAGGGACGCAUGCGCCCCGCCGCCGCCGCCGCAGACGUCGUCAAUACUACACCGCCAUAUUGUUAUCAGACGCCUCGUCAAUAUAUAUUUUCUGGGACGUUUUCUACCGCUUUACCACGAGACGAGGAGAUGGGCACAGCUCUGAUGACCCAGUUCCUCUUCCUAACACCAAUACACAGGGUGGGAACAGCUGCCAAGGCGAGGUCAUAACUCACUGAAGCAGUACAGGCAGUCCCCGACUUACGUCGGGGUUAGGGACCCAAUUCCAGGUCGUGAGGGAGGAUGGCACAGUUUGGUGGUGGGAAAGCUCCUCCACCAUGGCAGCAGCGUCCACAGGCGACCCCACAGCUGCAGCCAUCUCUCCUGGGCCAGCAUCCAUCAGCUCCCAACCAGCAGCUGGUACUAGGAGGUGCUCCUCAACAGCCACAGUAUGCACCUGUGCAGCAGAGCAUGAUCCAGCCUCCAGGUCUAGGGGGCUUACAGACCAUAGGCCAACCAACUAUUACCCAACAGACAAUAGGACAACCCACCACAGGCGGCAGUCUCAUGGGUCAGCCACCUAUAACCCAGACCUUACAACCCCCGAGCCUUGUCAAUCCUGCACAGAUGACCAACUCACAGAUGCAGCCACAGAUUCAACCACAGCCUCAGCCACAGGCACAGCCACAAGCACAGCCUCAGGUGACGGCUGUAACAUACCCAACCCCAAGGGCUUUGGCUCCUCCAGGUGCAUUUAAUCCAGCAGCCACCCCAAGUAACAUGGCCACUAUCGCCAACAACCUACAGACUAAUCUACAGAACAAUAUUGCAAACAACAAUGCCGGUCAGCAGCCUCAAAAGCAGCGAGUUUUUACGGGAACUAUUACCAAACUGUGCGCCGAUUUCGGCUUUGUUGACGAAGAUGUCUUUUUUCAGACGAGCAGUUGUGUUAAAGGACAAGCACCCAAAGUGGGAGAUCGUGUGUUGGUGGAGGCAACGUAUAAUCCCAACAUGCCUUUUAAAUGGAAUGCCAACCGUGUACAAGUAAUUCCUGGACCCACAGGAGCUCCAACCCCAAACCAAAGCCGCAGCAACCUGCCAGUGAGGGAGAUGAAUAGUCGCGGAGGUUCCUAUAAUGCCGUGCCUCCACCCAAUUUCAGUAGUGAAACUCAACCCGGGAGCUUUGGUACCCGCGGCUGUCUCGGUCCCCGAGCCCGCUCUCCGAGACGAGAUAGGCGAGAAGAGCGCACCAGGACGUCGAGAGACAGAGACCGUGAACGCAGCGAAAAAGAGAAGGAAGAAAAACGAGAGAGCAGAAAACGAAGUAGGAGUCGGGGGCGCUCUCGUUCACCACCUCGCAGAAGAAUGAGAGUAGUCCCUCGCUAUAAUGUACAAGUUCCUAAGAUUUUAUUACACAUGAAAGAGGCUAAUGUGUUGGAGCUGAAGAAACGAUAUAGUAACUUGUACGUUCCUUCUGAUGUCUUUUUGGCGCGCCCUCUCUGGUCAGACACGUUCCCUGCUCACCGGCCAUUCCAGUUCCCCCGGCCAGUCUCUUUUCACAUCAUGAAUAAAGAAGUUGAGCCAGUGUUGGAGAAUGACUCAGUGUAUGAUGCUCCAGACGCCAAUCAUAGUUAUGCUGCUAAGGUGAUGUUAAUGGCAGUGCCAGCAUUAGAAGAUAUUUUCCGUCGUUCUUGUGCACUGAGCGAAGACCCUAGUGAUGUUCGCGAGUGUUUUGUCCACCCGACACGCCUCAUCAACUUCCUCGUGGGCCUCAAGGGCAAGAACGAGACUAUGGCUAUUGGUGGCUACUGGAGUCCCUUUCUUGAUGGCCCCAACCCAGAAAAGGACCCAAACGUUCUCAUUCAUACCGCGAUCCGCACCUGCAAAGCCCUAACAGGCAUUGACCUGGCAGGGUGCACUACCUGGUACCGGUUUGCGGAGAUUUACUAUCGCCGAGGAGAAUCCACACACAAGGGCCGGAGUUCGCCUGCCCGGGUUGAAACCACUGUACUAUUUCUCCCAGAUGUUUGGAACGUUUGCCCAGCCAAACUGGAGUGGGACGGUCUCCACCUCAACUAUAAGCGGCAGCUGGACAAGAAGCUCUCCUCCUCGGCAGGAUGCCAGCAGCAGCCUGAGGAUCAGGAGGGGGAGGAGGAGGAAGACAAGGAGGAUUCACCCAAGAAGAAGGAUCCCAGCCACUAUGCCACCUUAGACCCUAAGAGUAUGAAGGUGGCUGAACUUCGAGCGGAGUUGGAUGCCCGAAUGUUAAAUAGCAAGGGUCUGAAAUCACAGCUGAUUGCACGCCUAACAAAAAUUUUGAAAAAUGAACAAGAGAAAGAGGAGUCUGAGAAAGCUGCAACUGCUGAAAAUAUUGAAACAGAUGAGGUGAAGAAAAAAGAAGAGGAGGAGAAGAAGAAAGAGGAAGAACGUAAGAGAAAAGAAGAGGAGGAGAGAAAGAAAGAGGAGGAAGAGAAAAAGAAGGCGGAGGAGAGGGAAAGAAAUUUACUCGAGAAGCGGUACACCCUUCCAGACCAGCCCAUGAUUGUUGUGCAUCCAUCUCGCACCGCCAAGUCCGGUAAAUUUGACUGUACCACCAUGUCCCUCUCCGUGCUUCUGGAUUAUAGACAGGAAGAUAACAAAGAACAUUCCUUUGAAGUCAGUCUCUUUGCGGAGCUGUUCAACGAAAUGCUGAUGAGAGACUUCGCCUUCCGCAUCUAUCGCGCCCUGUACGAGUGCCCGGAGAAGCCAGCCAAGGAGGAAAAGAAAGAAAAGGAAGAGAAGAAAGAGAAGGACAAGGACAAAGAGAAGAAAGACAAGGAGAAGAAGGAUGAAAAAGAUGACAAAGAAAAGAAAGAAGACAAAGAGAAGAAGGAAGAAGACGACGAGAAAGACGAGAAACUGGAAGAGGAAAAAGAAGUAGAGAAGAAGGAAAAGAAAUCGGUAGAAAAAGAAGAAUCAAAAGAGGAGAAGGAGGAAAAGAAAGAGGAAGAGGAUGAAGAUGAGGAGAUGGAGGAUGAAGAUGAUGAUGAAAUUGAUGAUGAAGACUCCAAAGAUGAAACCAUUGGUACCAAGAGUGGAGACAGCAAAGAGAAAGACGAUCGUAAGGACAGUAAAGAUGGGAAGAAGAAGGACGACAAGAAAGACAGAGAAAGAAGAGAGAAGAAAGAGAAGAAGAAGAUGUUCACCAUUGACCCAUUUCUUCUCCUGUCGUUCGUGUACUUCGACCAGACACAUACGGGUUAUAUAAUCGACCGCGACUUAGAGGACAUCAUUAAUAUGCUUGGCCUGAACCUUUCCAGAGCACAGCAAAAGAAACUAAUGUCAAAGGUUAUGUCCCGAGACGUCUUACACUACCGGAAACUGACGGAUGUUUCCCUAGAUGACAAGGACAAGCCGAGGGAUCCUCCACCUAUCCUAGACUUGGAGGCCUUGGCUAAGGGUAACAACACUGUGAUGCCACUGUUCACGGACGCCUUUGCUGCAGCGGUGUGUGGAGAUUUGAAGAUAAUCACCAGAAAAAACUCUCGUAACAAAGAAGAACCUUUGAUAUCUGCAACAGUUAUUACAGGAGUUGUGAAAUAUGGAGGCUCACUGGUGGACAUCGGCAAGUUGAUUCAACAGCUGGAAAAGUCUGAAAAUGCCAGAAGCAACACAGAAGAAAAACUUAAAGAAUUACAGAAGGACCUAAUGUGCAGCAAAGAUGAAGCAAAGAAGUCGUAUGAGAAAUGCAGUAAGCUGAAUAAAGAGCUUAAAAGUACAAAUUCUAAUCUAAAAUCAAUGGAAGAGGAACUUCAAAAGGCUAUAGAGGACAACAAUGUUUACCAGAGAGCGUUGAAUCAAAUCAAGAUGGUGAUCCGGCCUUUGGUGGCUGGCGUGGACCUGGACGAUGAGGACUUUCCUAUGAGGGAAAUCAGGGACACUGCUAAAUUAAAGUCAGAACCUUUAGAGAAUGGAACAUUUGAGUGAAUGAAAACUUUGUAAAAAAAAGUGAAAACUACCUAAAAUACUAAACAGUUUUACUUCAUCUUCUGAAAUGUAAAAUAUUGUAAAUUGAAAGUUUGAGUACAAGAAGAGGUGAGUAAGCCCAGUCUCAGUUGAUAUGAGAAAGAUUUCUUGGAGGUUAUCCAUUGUUUCCCCUGUGAAGUGUUGCACAUAAUAACUCAGGAUGAUUAUGGUGAAUGUGUGUGUCUAAACCUGUUGAUGAAUUAGAAGAUUUAUUAAUUCCUGGUAUUACUCAGCAUUUAAAAAUUAGGUUUUAAUUUAUUAAUGAUUCUUAAAGAUUUCGGAUUGAGAAUAACACGGUAUUCUAAAUUGUUGUGUCAGUUUUUCACGUUGUUCUUAACAAGUUUGCUCUUCUUUAUCCAAUCAUAAGUUGUAGUAAGAGAAGAAGGUCAACAUAGAUGAAUGAUAUGAAUAUGAUCUUUUCAUUUGGUAGAGAAGUACUGUACUUAAUUAUCCAUUUAUCAGUUUUUAAGUUUUAGAAAAAGAAGAUUCAUGUUGCAGAUAAUAUGAUAGAGAUGCAUAUAGAAUGAUACACUUUAUUAUUGUUCUUACAUCAUGAUCCUCUAACUGCUGAUGUUCUGAUAUGUUAAGUAAAAAUGUUUCUCUGAGGACAUCAAGCUCAAGGGUAUUCUGCUGUCAUUCACAGUAUAAUUCCUUCCUCUAAGCAACUUUUGUAUUACAUUCAUUAAUUCAUGAAUCAGUUAUCCCUUUCCAUCACAGACAAGUCAUUGCAAGAGACCUUCAGAAAGAUGUCACCAUUUUAAGCAGAAUGCAGUGGGUUAUAACGUCAUACUAGCAUGCAUGUCCCUCUCCUGGCAUCGGUAGCAUUCAGUUCCAUUUAUAACUUGCGCUCUCUCUCACACACACACCAUCUCUUUGAUAGUUGUGACUCCUCAUUUCAGAGUUAAUUUCUUUGUCUAUGCAGUGUUUGUGGCUGAUCUAUGCAUUUCCCAGUGUUUUUAUUAUUUCUAAGUUGAGUUUAAUAAUUGUUAUAUCUUGUUUAAAUGUUUUUGUUGUUUUUCACUUUCAUAGCCAGUAACUCAUUUUGCCUAUCAUUAUCAGGUAUUGGGGCCCAAUCCUGAAGACUAAGGCAUUUCCCUGGUAUGAUUUACAAUAGAAUGUUAAAAGAUUCUGUUUUAGUGAUGAUUUGGUUGGUUCACCUGGAAUAAACAAACCUGCAUAUAACAACUUGAUUUAGAGGAUGUUGUGUAUUCACUUAGGGUUUCCUAGGAUGGCUUAGCAGCCUAUGAAACAAAUCUUAAGUGGACUUUUCAAUGUAUGUGCCGGCCAGUUUAGGCUGCAUUUAGUUGGUCAGUUAGAGCAAUGUGAAAUUUACCCUGGGAUGUGACCUAGCAACCAUUCACAUAUUGUUACCCAUAGUGAAGGAAGCAACACCCAUAAACCAAGGCUAACACCCUGAAGAGAACAAAGAGAUUUAUUUACCCUUAUAAAUUUAAAUGGCUCUCAUUUCAUUGUAACAAGUUUGUUGAACUUUUUACUUGCACCAUAACUUUGUACAGUUAUUGCUAUUGCAUUGUAGGUAUUCCUUCAUCUGUUGUUAGCAUUGUAAGAAUACAGUUACUUACAAAGGAGAAUGAUUUUGUUUUAUAUUUUAAAUAAAUUUUUUCAUUGAGUCAUCAUAAUGAAAUAAUGCAUGUAGGAUUAUUUACUUACUCCUCAUGUUCUCAGUCCUGUAGCUGUUAUCUUGGUUUAAUGAGUAACUUUUCCUUCUGUAUGUAGCAUAAAGUUGUGGAUAAAAAGAUUAAUGAGCAUUAGAUUGUUAUAUUUCAGAGUCCCUUAAUGUUGUAUUGAUAAUGAUAGUGUUCAGUGAGUCGAGGCUUGUUAGCCUCCUGCAGUGUAACAGUUGGAAGGAUGGGCUGUGAAAUGUCACUGGUGGGCUAACUCAACAUCUGAUAGAUCUUGCUCAGAAAAAUAAUUUGGAAAACCCUCCAGGUCUACUGGCUCAACAUUUCAUUGAUAACUCACACUGUGGAACACAAGGGUGUUCAAUUUGUCUUUUGUGCCAUUUACCUUAUGAUAGGUUUGGACCAAAUACCCCAAAUGCAGAUUUGCUCAUUCAGGAAAAGGGAGGUUUAAUUCCUUUUCCUAUGCCCAAGUAACAAGGCUAGUUCAAGGAAAAGUUUCAUUUUUAUUCAAUAGCCUCUGAAUUCUCAGUUAAUUGAGAGGGAAGUCAUGAUCUCCCAUGAUGAUUGGCUGGCUGGGUUCUAGUUUUAAGAGUCUUACAUUUUAACUAGAAUGAGGAGUUCCCUAGGUAUCUAGGGGUUGACUUGAUCUUUUUUCUUUUGCCUCACCUGACCUCAGACAUUUUCUGUGAGCUUAAAUAUUUCCUUCAUUGUGUAAGAGGUGUUGGUUGGCAUAGGCUAAUAUUUUCUGUUGCCCAGACUAUCUCUUAAGGACAGUGUGGGACUGAGAAGUUUGCAAAGCUUGAUAGCUAGAUCUUUUAGCCCUUCCUCCAGUAGGGUGAGCUCCCUAUGUGGGGUCCAUAGCCACACAAGCACUUGAAACUAUUUUUCCAACCCUGACCUUUUUUCUAGCUGGUGUUAAUUAAACAUAUCAUCUGAGCCAGGCAUAAAUGGAGGUUAUUGAUCAGGAAAUCACUUGUGGUUAGUGAGCUUGGAUCAGAUGACUCUCAGUCUCUUUUUGAGGUUUAUUGAAUGUUAGGUUGAUCCUGCAGUACUAGACCAUAUGACUUAACUUUCACUUGAUAGAUGGAACCAGCACUGUUAGAGUAGCACAAUGAUUCAUCAGCCUCCUGCUUUAACUGGUGACAUUUGUUUCAGAAACUCUUAUUUAGGUGAUGGUUGUCAUGGGGAGGGUAAUACUAGGUAAUCAUUUCAUUAAUCACAAGCAGGAAAUAACUCAGUAUUCCACCAUAAUUUCUGUUGAAAGUUUUCCCACUUUACAGUUUUAUACAAAGUUAUUUCUUAAUGAGAAUUUAAUUUUAUGACAAAUACUGUACAUAAUGAGUGGGUAUCAUAAUAUUAUAACUUAUGAUGACAAGUAACACUAUAGUAGUACUGUAUAUGAUAAAUUAAAGUCUUGUUACUUGUCAGAUGAAUAUUCAUGUUCUUCAUUUACCAAUAUGCAUCCAAUUCUUGUGUGCACUUUGAUACGUAAUUACCAUUUCUCAAAUUAAUUUUCAAUUUGUCUCACUGUGACCUGUCUUCAGUAAUGAAAGUGAAGCCCCACAAUUUAAAUACUUAUUGUUUCUUAUAAUGCAACAAGAAUAUUAUGAGUCAUUUUUUAAGAUCAUUGAGUGGGGUGGUUAACUCUGACUAGAUUAUUCAUUAUCUAAACAUAGAGGAUUGAUCACAGAUGUCCCAUCUUAUGACUGAGGCUGUUGCUAGGCACCUCUUGUAUUGCACCAAUUGGCCAUACUGUUGGGGCAAGACUCAGUACACCCUUGGCGUUGAUGGCUGGGUGCUAAUGAUUGUUCACUUCUCACUUUCAUGGCAGUGGGUAGAGAUGGUCAGUAGUUAUGGUGGGUUGGGGGUGGACAAUCACAUGCAACCAAUGUCUAGUGUCUUCAAAAUCCCGAACCCAAUAGCAUGGUCUGCGCUUUACAAGAGCCUGCUAGUAGUAGUAAACAUGAAGUCAAGACAUGUUUUGUGGGUGAAAACUCUAAAAUUUUAACAUUUACUGACUGCCUGAAUGGGGAUGUUUUAUAUACAGGGGUGUAGUUGGAAAUUAUAAAUAAAACCAUACACAUCCUGUCUUGGAAGAGCACUGUAUGUCCUUUUGCCUUGUUCAAUGAAGCAAAAUAGUUCAAGGUUUUAUUGAUUUUUAGUCUAUAAUUAAAUACUGUAUAUAUACAGUAUAUAAUUUUGGGGGACAAGCAUUUUUUAGCCUUUGUUUAGCAUAAGCAAUUUGUUCUGGAAUUUCUUCCUCUAAAAGUUAUAAGACUUGGGCUCUAAACUAUUUAUUAUAUUUCCUGUAAGGUAAUGUAAACACCACGUCCGCAUAGAGCUACUGAGGUGACUCAUCUUUGAAUGUAUUAUUGUUAAUGUCUUGAGAGAGAUAUUGUAAAUAAGAGUGAAGAAUUUUGUAUCAUUUUCUAUCAUCUGUUGAAGCUUGGAUCAUUAUGUGUUCAGUUUAGUGAGGUGCUGGAUUUUUAUUAUUUUUUGUUUUUCGAAAUCAGGAUCUGAUAGGUAUGAAAUAUGCUGAUACACACUGCUAAAUAGUCUUAGUGAGACUUAACUAUGUACAAAGAAGUGAAUUAGGAUUAAGGAGUGUUGUAGAUAUUCUAUUGGUAGGUUAGUUUAGAGUUUGUCAGGUAUCCAUUUUUAAUGGGAAAUAUUUUUUUAAACUACAGAUUACAUCAGGGUUUUCUAUGAUGUAUCAUCCAUCAUAGGUGGUUUCUUGAUUGUUAAUACAGGUAAUUAUUUAAUUACUCUGCUGCCCUCUAUUAUAACUAAUAAAUUAUGCCAUUUUUUUUGGAAUGGUCAUGUAAAAAUUUGCUAUUUGAUUUAACAUACCAUAAUUGUUAUAAGCUUCUGUUUUAUACAUCAUAAGUGGAGUGACUUGCUAUUAAGAAGCAGAUUCUGGCACUGCUUUGUUUGAGUCAUAAUGAAGCUACUGUAAUCAUCAUUGUAAUAAACUGAUUCAGUACA
Messenger RNA from Homarus americanus (American lobster), 8774 nucleotides. Its product is annotated as cell division cycle and apoptosis regulator protein 1-like. The record is from RefSeq and is a predicted model, not a curated record. NCBI's taxonomy places the organism in Eukaryota, Metazoa, Arthropoda, Malacostraca, Decapoda, Nephropidae. The coding region runs from base 445 to 4107 and encodes 1220 amino acids. The transcript has 21 exons. Gene Ontology annotation, cellular component: nucleus. Gene Ontology annotation, biological process: regulation of DNA-templated transcription.